AGCCCUAGUAGGCGCUAUGAGCGGUUUUACCAGUCACAUCCUGGCUACGACAUCUAUGCUCUCCCGCCUGCUGAAGCCUACGCCAGCUUCGAGGAGAGCGUAUUCCUUCUUCUCUUCCAAGCCCGGGGGCGGGCGCUACUUCAACUCGGCCAAGCCGCCCAAGGUCGUCGCGUCGACAAAUGGGACGAAUAACGGGAAGACCAAGGUAGACGCGGCGGGCGGUGUAGGGGCAUCUGGAACGGCUGGGGAGUCGUCGAAGGAGGCAGAUGUGCCUGCAGCGGAGACGAUACCCGCUAUCAACCAUACCCCAUUGCCUGUGCACCCGCCGGUGAAUCCGCAUGACGUGAAGCUUCACCAGUUUUUCUCCCUCCAUCGGCCGCUGCUGCUCCUCUCUCAGCCUGCGCAGGCUGCGUUCGAGUCAUCACCAUCACUACAGCUGUCAUCUCCUGCGUCAGAGCCCGAACAAGCUGGGUCGGAUUCGUCAGCGGAACCACCAGAGGCAUCGCCCGAAGCAGAUGCCGAUGCUGCAAGGCAACUUUCACGAGCGUUGGUGAUGAAUCGGGUGGGAGGGACAAUAUCAUGGCAGGGCGCGCUGAAGCGAUUAGGACUCGAUCUUCCCGAGGGUGAAGGGAGAGCGGAUGAGAUGAAUCUAUCGGGAUAUAACAUCCAGGCUGACAGCACGAAGAGGAAGCGGCGAAAGAAGAUGAAGAAGCACAAGCUAAAGAAGCGGAGACGGUUACAACGCGCGACACGCAUCAAGAUCGGCAAGUAGAUGCUCUGCACAUCUGGGACUUCCGUCGUACCCUUAUCUUUUCAUGUCUGAUACACUAAGAUUACCUCCUCACAAUAAAUUUCAUCUAUCCCUUGAACUUCCAUACCCGGACGCCCCCCCUCCUUCGCGAGUCCCCCUCCCAUCCUGUGUUACGUGCCCACACUUCCCUGUACCCUCUAUCCAAUAGCAAUGUUCGAACCUCGCUCUCCUCUGAUAGUGCGCCGAACAUUACCAAAUACUUCGGCCACUCGUGCCUCCAGCUCUUAUCGUCCAGGCGAGUAACCCCAGGAAUCGAGCUGGGAAAGGGAGAUGGGGGAAAGGUUGGAUCGACUCUAUACGGGAACCGUUCCUUGAGGUAACCUGUAGGGGACUGAUAGAAGAUAUCCGUUUGAUCUCGGUAGCUGGAAGUGACGUCCUUGCUAAACAUCCCUGUUAGUAAACAUCGUC
Gloeophyllum trabeum ATCC 11539 is the source of this 1219-nucleotide messenger RNA. RefSeq lists its product as uncharacterized. NCBI's taxonomy places the organism in Eukaryota, Fungi, Basidiomycota, Agaricomycetes, Gloeophyllales, Gloeophyllaceae. Bases 17 to 772 code for a protein of 251 amino acids. The record is from RefSeq and is a predicted model, not a curated record. The transcript has 3 exons. Gene Ontology annotation, biological process: mRNA processing.